This is a messenger RNA of Brassicogethes aeneus, 2196 nucleotides long. Lineage: Eukaryota; Metazoa; Arthropoda; Insecta; Coleoptera; Nitidulidae. The record is from the annotation of a GenBank genome assembly.
GCAUGCGUUAUAAAACCUAACCUUAUUCCUUUUAGGUAGCCGUGUAUGACAAAAUACACGUGCUAAAAAAUAUUGACAAUUAAAAAUAGUUUAUUUUGGUUUAAAAGUGUAAAAAAACAAAAAUGUCGCUGUACAACUUUAAGAAAAUAGCUGUUGUCCCAACAGCCAAGGACUUUAUUGAUAUUAUAUUUUCGAAAACACAACGUAAAACACCUACAGUAGUACAUAAACAGUAUAAAAUAACAAGAAUUAGGAGCUUUUACACUAGAAAAGUAAAGUUUUCCCAACAAAGUUUCCAUGAUCGUUUAACACAAAUAUUGACAGAAUUUCCCAAAUUGGAUGAUGUCCAUCCUUUUUAUGCUGAUUUAAUGAAUGUUUUGUAUGACAAGGAUCAUUACAAACUUGCUUUAGGUCAAAUUAACACUGCUAGACAUCUUAUUGAUAAUGUAGCUAAAGAUUAUGUAAGGUUAAUGAAAUAUGGUGAUUCUUUGUAUCGAUGCAAACAGCUGAAAAGAGCAGCUUUGGGUCGUAUGGCCACAAUUAUGAAAAGACAGGGUUCAAAUUUAACAUAUUUAGAACAGGUUAGACAGCAUUUGGCGCGUUUGCCUUCCAUUGAUCCGUACACAAGAACCAUUAUUAUUUGUGGAUUUCCCAAUGUUGGCAAAUCUUCAUUUAUCAACAAAAUCACCAGAGCCGAUGUGGAAGUGCAACCCUAUGCUUUUACCACUAAAUCCUUGUAUGUUGGUCACACUGACUACAAAUAUUUGCGCUGGCAAGUCAUUGAUACCCCUGGUAUCUUGGAUCACUCUCUUGAAGAGCGUAAUGUAAUUGAAAUGCAAGCCGUAACAGCUUUGGCUCAUUUGAGGGCCUGCAUUUUGUAUUUCAUGGAUUUAUCUGAACAGUGUGGACACACUUUGGAUGACCAGGUCAAACUUUUUGAGUCAAUUAAACCUUUGUUUGCCAACAAGCCUUUGAUUGUUGUUGCAAACAAAACUGAUAUUGUUAAGUUGGAUGAGUUACCUAAAGAUAGAAGGGCUGUUCUUAAGGAAAUUGAAGAGGAUAGUGAGCUGACUGUUUUAGAAAUGUCCACUGUUACUGAUUUGGGUGUUAUGGAGGUUAAAACUGAGGCUUGUGAGAAAUUGUUGAGCUACAGGGUGGAUCAGAAAAUGAGGACUAAAAAGGUCGACGGAGUUUUGAACAGACUGCAUGUGGCCCUGCCGAAGGCACGAGACAGCAAAGUCCGCGCCCCGUGCAUCCCCGAAGCAGUAUUGGCCAAAAAAAUACAGACCGCCGAGAAGAAGAAGCGCAAGCUGGAACGCGACAUCGAAAUCGAAGAGGGCGACGACUACGUCCUCGACCUCAACAAGGAAUACAAAGAAAUACCCGAGGAAGAACGCUACGACAUCAUACCGGAAAUAUGGGAGGGACACAACGUCGCCGACUACAUCGAUCCCGAUAUUUUCAACAAAUUGGAAGAAUUGGAGCGCGAAGAAGAGAUCAGGGACGAAACCGGCAUGUACGUCGUGCCCAAGAUCGAACUGGACGACACGAUCAAAGAAAUCAAGAAGCUCGCCUUGCAAAUCAGACACAAGAAAGCCAUUAUCAAAGAUGAAGCAAGAAUCAACAAGCAAAGCAGAAAACCCGUCAUGCCGCGUACCGCCGGCGCUAAAGUUAGAGAUCGCUCCGUCAGCAAGCUCAGGGAAGAUAUGGAGAAUCUUGGGGUGGAUAUGUCAAACACUGAAGAAGCACAUUUCACCAAAACGAAACCAAGAGCGAGGUCUGUUGGACCGCCAGUUAAGAAGAUGCGCAUGGAAGUUUCUUCCAGUGGAAGCACUACAGUUACUAAAAAGACUCCCAACAAGAAUAGGUCGUUGUCUAGGACUCCAAGGAAUGAACUUGGUGUCAAGGAUGCUAUAAUGAAAAAGAAAUUGGCCAAAAUCGCACACAGGGCAAUUGCCAAGAAGGUGGGUAGGAUGGGACUUAAGGGUGAAGCUGACAGGUUUAUUGGUACUAAAAUGCCAAGACAUUUGUUUGCUGGUAAAAGAGGAGUCGGAAAAACCGAUAGAAGAUAAGAUAAUGCAAAUUACUAUUUAUUAUGUUUGAAAUAUUUUGGAUAUUCUUUCAUAUUCAGUUGUAUGUAGAUAUAAUACAAUAAAUGUACUGGAUAUAUAAUGGGGUUGUUUAAAUUAAUUCCUU